Messenger RNA from Lipotes vexillifer (Yangtze River dolphin), 1158 nucleotides. RefSeq names its product monoglyceride lipase (gene MGLL). The coding region runs from base 167 to 1078 and encodes 303 amino acids. Lineage: Eukaryota; Metazoa; Chordata; Mammalia; Artiodactyla; Lipotidae. The transcript is spliced from 8 exons. The record is from RefSeq and is a predicted model, not a curated record.
GGCUCGAGGUGGGAAGCAGGGGCGUGGGGCGCCCUGCCGGCCGCCUUGUGACCGCCGAGAUGCGGGAACAGCCCGUGUUUGCCUGGCUCUAACUGUCAAGGCUGUGUGGCUGUGGACCGCAAAAGCCAGGACGUGAUGGAAACAGGCCCUGGGGAUCCUUCCAGAAAUGCCGGAGGAAAGUUCCCCCAGGCGGACCCCACAGAGCGUUCCGUACCAGGACCUCCCUCACCUGGUCAACGCCGACGGACAGUACCUCUUCUGCCGGUACUGGAAACCCUCGGGCACACCCAGGGCCCUGGUCUUUGUGUCCCACGGAGCCGGGGAGCACUGUGGCCGCUACGACGAGCUGGCUCGGAUGCUGGUGGGGCUGGAGCUGCUGGUGUUCGCCCACGACCAUGUUGGCCACGGGCAGAGCGAGGGGGAGAGGAUGGUGGUGUCUGACUUCCAGGUUUUCAUCAGGGACGUGUUGCAGCACGUGGACGUUGUGCAGAAGGACCACCCGGGGCUUCCCAUCUUCCUCCUGGGCCACUCCAUGGGAGGUGCCAUCACCAUCCUCACGGCCGCACAGAGGCCCGGCCACUUCUCUGGCAUGGUUCUGAUCUCCCCGCUGGUUCUUGCCAAUCCCGAGUCUGCCACGACUUUCAAGGUCCUUGCUGUGAAAGUCCUCAACCUUGUCCUGCCGAACGUGUCCCUGGGCCGGAUCGACAGCAGCACGCUCUCACGGAAUAAGACGGAGGUGGACAUCUACGACACGGACCCCCUCAUCUGCCGGGCAGGCCUGAAAGUGUGCUUCGGCAUCCAGCUGCUCAACGCCGUCUCGAGGGUGGAGCGGGCGCUGCCCAAGCUGACCUUGCCCUUCCUGCUGCUGCAGGGCUCUGCCGACCGCCUGUGUGACAGCAGGGGCGCCUACCUGCUCAUGGAGUCCGCCAAGAGCCAGGACAAGACGCUCAAGAUUUACGAAGGUGCCUACCACAUCCUCCACAAAGAGCUUCCUGAAGUGACCAGCUCCGUCUUCCGUGAGAUAAACACGUGGGUCUCUCAAAGGACAGCGGCGGCAGGAACGGGGUCCCCGCCCUGAGUGCCCUGGCCAGCCGUCGGGCCACAGUGGGGGAAGCAGGCAGAGGAAGGGCAGGAGCUGGCUUCUUAGCUGUGGCUUGC